Hibiscus syriacus is the source of this 1375-nucleotide messenger RNA. RefSeq names its product PTI1-like tyrosine-protein kinase At3g15890. The coding region runs from base 225 to 1283 and encodes 352 amino acids. Lineage: Eukaryota; Viridiplantae; Streptophyta; Magnoliopsida; Malvales; Malvaceae. Gene Ontology annotation, biological process: protein phosphorylation. The record is from RefSeq and is a predicted model, not a curated record. The transcript has 4 exons. Gene Ontology annotation, molecular function: ATP binding; protein kinase activity.
UUAAAGAACCCAGAAAGAAAGUAUUUUUGUUGGAACAAUUUAUUGCCCAAAGGCGUUACGUUUGGUAUCCUUUAAGAAUCUGUUGCUUAGAAGCUGAAGCUGAAAUUGAGCAGUUCAAGUACAGACUACAGAUAAAUAAUAAAACAAUGUCCUUCAAACCGCAAGGAAUUGGUUUCCAUUGAGACAGAAAAGAAAAGGUGUUGGGCUUUUACUUUGGAUUUGUAAUGGCGUUUUUCUCUAUGAUUUGUUGCAGGAAGGGCGUCGAUCGGAAGAAGGAAAAGCAGCAGCCGACAUGGAGGAUUUUUUCGUUGGAAGAAUUGCAUUCAGCUACCAAUAACUUUAAUUAUGAUAACAAGCUUGGAGAAGGGGGGUUUGGCAGUGUCUAUUGGGGUCAGCUACGGGAUGGAUCGCAGAUAGCAGUUAAGAGGUUGAAGGUGUGGUGCAAUAAAGCAGAAGUGCAGUUUGCAGUUGAGGUUGAGACAUUGGCAAGGGUUAGACACAAGAAUCUACUGAGCUUGCGAGGGUAUUGUGCCGAAGGGCAAGAACGUCUGAUUGUAUACAACUACAUGCCUAACAGGAGUUUGCUUUCACAUCUUCAUGGACACCAUUCGGCAGAAUGUCUUCUUGAUUGGACCAGAAGGAUGAAUAUUGCAAUUGGCUCUGCUGAUGGAAUUGCCUAUCUUCACCAUCACUCAACCCCACACGUAAUUCAUCGAGACAUCAAAGCUAGUAAUGUGUUGUUAGAUUCAGAUUUCCAGCCUCAGGUUGCGGAUUUUGGAUUUGCGAAGUUCAUCCCAGACGGUGCAACACAUGUGACUACUCGAGUUAAGGGUACUGUCGGCUACCUUGCCCCUGAAUACGCUAUGUUAGGAAAAGCUUCAGAGAGUUGUGAUGUAUACAGUUUUGGAGUUCUUUUGCUUGAGCUUGUCAGUGGUAAGAGACCGCUAGAGAAGGUGAGUGCUUUUUUGAAACGCCCGAUUGCAGAAUGGGCUCUCCCACUAGUUUCUGAGGGGAAGUUGAGUGAAGUGGCGGAUCCAAAGCUGAAUGGUAAGUAUGUGGAAGAGGAGCUGAAAAGGCUUGUCCUUGUUGCACUUGUUUGUGCUGAUAAUCGGCCUGAGAAAAGACCUACCAUGCUUGAAGUUGUUGAGCUGCUCAAAGGAGAGUCCCAACAGAAAUUAAGUGAACUAGAAAAUAAUGAAGUGUUCAAAUACCCACAGUUUGCUGUUUGUAAUGAUGAGUCGUCGGGCAUCGAAGAGAGCUCAGAAAUAAUCAAGGAAAAGUAGCAUGAACCGGUAAAAGAAGAGACCGGACACAAAAGCCCUCAAGAUUGCUAACGCCAUGGACAAAUUUGAAGAAUUAGAUGUCAAGCUUUUGU